Molecule: messenger RNA, 1107 nt
Organism: Dalotia coriaria
Lineage: Eukaryota; Metazoa; Arthropoda; Insecta; Coleoptera; Staphylinidae
Product: leptin receptor gene-related protein
Exons: 3
Coding region: 439-786 (115 amino acids)
Biological process (GO): late endosome to vacuole transport via multivesicular body sorting pathway
Cellular component (GO): endosome
Source: RefSeq, a predicted model, not a curated record
ACGACAACUGGCACCUGUCAAAAAGCUCCCACAGAAAAACACUCAUCAACUGAAAUCAGCAAUCAAUCGCAAAAAGAAAAUAUACGGAAUGCAUUUUCUUACUUAAAUUCCCAUUAGUCAUAUCAUAUGCGCUAAUCGAUUGUCUACUAGAUAUAAACAAAGCAUUUUCACCAUAGAACAGCUAGAACAAACGAAUAACAAUGGCUGGAAUAAAGUGUGAGUAAUAAACCAUCAAACCAAACAAACCACCUUUGACAACAUACCCAAAAAUACACAUAACACAUUAUAACUCGAGAUAAUUGUUCGAUAAAAUUAAUUGCGUGUGUUCUUUAUUUUAUGCUUUCUCCUACGACACAAACGAUUUGCCGACGUUUAUUGCGAUGGUCUUGUUGAAACAAAAUAGCGCUGGUACUGCUGGCAUUUGCUGGGUCUAUUGGCAUGACAUUUGUAAUUCUGGCCUGUGCCUUACCUGAUUAUGGAUUAUGGUGGCCAUUUUUCGUCGUAUUAUUUUACAUUCUAGCACCAAUUCCAACUUUAAUUGCCAGGAGAUACACAGAGGGACAGGGUUCCAGCAACUCAUGCCUAGAAACGGGGAUAUUCAUAACAAUGGGAAUCGUCGUUAGCUCCUUUGCAUUGCCCAUUGUUUUAGCACGAGCGCCCGAUCCAGAGGGCACCAUUAAAUGGGGCGCGUGCUACCUUACCCUCGCUGGCAACCUUGUAGUUUACUCCACGCUGUACGGUUUCUUCGUCACAUUCGACCAUGAAGACGAUUACAACAUGUGGUAACUCAGCGAGCGGUACAACGACAAGAAGGCACUGGCUAGCAGGAAUCCAAUAGUGUCAAUGUUUAUUACUGAAUGUGACGAGAUCUGCACCAAACUAUUAGGCAAUUCAUGUGGCCACUGACUUUCUUCGGGCGACGUCAUUAUAUCAAAAUAUAUAUAUGGCUUAUUUUUUACGAACGAGACGAGAACGAUAAUAAUGCCGAAUAUCUAAGCUUACUUUAAUUUAUACAUAUAUGAAAAGAAUAUUGAUAAAAUGUGUAUCUGUGUAUGAUUAGUAUUUCUUUUGAUAAGACUAAUAUAUUAUUCCACCUGGAAACGAUAA